Molecule: messenger RNA, 3456 nt
Organism: Orussus abietinus
Lineage: Eukaryota; Metazoa; Arthropoda; Insecta; Hymenoptera; Orussidae
Product: synaptotagmin-10
Exons: 10
Coding region: 217-1524 (435 amino acids)
Biological process (GO): cellular response to calcium ion; regulation of dopamine secretion; calcium-ion regulated exocytosis
Cellular component (GO): membrane
Molecular function (GO): phosphatidylserine binding; calcium ion binding; calcium-dependent phospholipid binding
Source: RefSeq, a predicted model, not a curated record
CGACCCCAGGAACGUUAGCUAAUGGGAGUGGAGGACUUUCCCCCCCACGGGACCCGGGGAGUCGCUUGCCCUUGGUCAUCGCUGUUUCCCCGAAGACGAGCCCUGCAAGGACGCAUCGGUAUCGAGCCUCACCCCUGAACGGAAGUCUGUUAAUUUUCAGAAGAGUGGAGCGACAGUUUCCCGUACCAACUGUUGAUCGGAACGGGGGUCGCCCUGAUGGCGUUGGUAUUUUUGGCAGCCGUCAGUUUCCAAUGUUCCUCCACCUGGAAGUGGCUCAUGGGAGUCGCCAGGCAAGAAAGCGACGAGGACGCCGAAGGAGAACUCGCCCAACAAAAUGCUAUUCGAAUCAGCCAUUCCUUGCCCGAUCUCCAGUCAGAACCGAUUACCCACGAGUACAUCCAGGAACAGAAGGACAGCAAGAAGGUAUUGCGACAGACGACCCUACCGAUAGUCCCCAUGAGACACCAGACCUUCCAGCGACAAUUGUCCCAUCGCCUCGACCUGCCCAACAUCAAGUUCAGCAUAUGCAGCCUCGAGAAUCGAAGCGAUUCGAGCCUUGGACUCCUGAAGCCGGAGCUCUACAAGAAGGAACUCGUUCGCCAAGAGAGCAAUGAAAGUUCCAGCACCGUGGAAAUGGAAUACGCCGGCAAACUGCACUUUGCCCUUCGCUACGACAAAGAGAUCGACGGCUUGGUUGUCAAAGUCUUGGAAGCUCGAGAAUUGCCAAUAAAGGACGUGACCGGUAGCAGCGAUCCCUACGUGAAGGUGUACCUCUUGCCGGACAGAAAGAAGAAAUUUCAGACCAAGGUGCAUCGGAAGAACCUAAACCCGAUUUUCAACGAGACCUUCAUCUUCAGCGUACCUUACGAGGACUUGCGAGAACGUUACUUGCAAUUCUCGGUUUACGACUUCGAUCGGUUCUCACGACACGACCUGAUCGGUCAGGUGGUUCUGAAGGGGCUGCUGGACUGCACCGAUCUCGAGCAGGAGAUCGAGUACACCAUGAACAUCUACUGCGCGCUUCAGGAAAAGGUGAACCUAGGCGAGCUGAUGCUGUCCUUGUGCUAUCUUCCAACCGCUGGGCGUCUCACGCUGACCGUCAUUAAGGCGAGAAAUCUGAAGGCGAUGGACAUAACCGGCUCUUCCGAUCCGUACGUGAAGGUGUAUCUCCUGUGUCAAGGAAAGAGAAUAAAGAAGAAGAAGACCACCGUUAAGAAGCGCACCUUGUGUCCGGUUUACAACGAGGCGUUGGUCUUUGAUGUACCUGCUGACAACAUCGAGGACGUCAGUCUCAUAGUGAAAGUGAUCGAUUAUGACAGGAUUGGUUCGAACGAACUCAUGGGUUGCACGGCGAUAGGCUCCAGCUUUAUCGGAAUUGGACGCGACCAUUGGCUGGAAAUGCUGGAUAAUCCAAGAAAACCAGUCGCCCAGUGGUAUCCAUUGCUGGAAACCGUGGCCGGUCAUAUCCCAGCGGUGAGUUCGGAACCACUUCCGGUGAGCCUGAGCUGCUUGAACAGCAGAUGAAGGUAAUGUGGCUGGCCACCGAGGAUGCUCGCAAGUUCUGCAGGACGAGCGUUCGACCGAUCGUCCGUAAAACCCCUCUGUCACUUUAUGCACACUGCUUGACUGACUUAAGUACAACUCGAUGCUAAGAAAGAACGGCAGACGAAAUCUGUGCUUUGGAUAACCAUCGACGAGCGUGAAAUGGUAAAUGGCGCCUCUAGCCAGGGAAAAGGUUUCCCCGGAUGGUAAAAGGUGGAAAGAUGGAAGCUAGGAUCUCGCGAGGUCAAGAAAACGGCCAUUCGAAUUCUACGCGGACCGAGUUCAGGGAAAGAAUCGAUUUUUAUUCCUAUUAAGCCCGGAAAAUUAUCAAAUUUUGACGAGGCAAUCGAAAAGUGAUUAUUUCGGGUCAGUUCACUUUGGCAUCGAGAAUUCAAAAAUAAUGACAAGAGUAUACAAAUAUUUAAAAUGAGCCAUCUCGUGAUAUCCAGGAAAUGUGAAUUUUUUAACGAAUUCAAAUUAAGUAGAAAAUUUCCGCAAUUGCACAUGCGUGUUUACGCAAUCGAUGCAAAUACGUUCCGCGCGAUCUUCGAAUGGCACCUUGACUUCGUGCCAAGGAUUGCAUGUCCAAGAAAGUCGAGUAAAACGUCUUCUACGUACGAGUAACGAGGGUUAUUCGCGGUGCAGGUGAUACCUUAAGGCAACAGAAAAUGGGCCUUACUCUCAGGUUAAGCGUAAUGACAAGGCGAUGUCAAAAAGAGAACGUUAACUACCGAUAUUGUAGUCGACGGUGCUAGAAGUCAGUAGCUGGUAGAGGCAUGUCGAGUGUUUUUUAUCGACGUGGAGAUAAGUGCUAGGAGUGGCAGGCGUGGAGCAUUUUUCUAUGAAACUGUACAGUAUCGAACAAGUAGGGAAAAGCUAGACGAAAUGACGAAUCGGUUGAAGCGGAUAAUCCUAAAAUAUCCUCCUAAAAAGGAGAGCUAUGCAUACUAAUAUUAUAAAUACUUAAAAAUUAUCGACGACUCCCGGAGACCCAAAAACUAAAGAGAAAAUCUGAAAAUUUACGAAAUCGUUAGAGAAAGGAAAAUGUCAGGUCAAAAAAUUUGGAAUCGUCCCGGAACUCGAUAUGAGGUAGAAUUCGGAGGAAGUUAGACGCGAUUCUAAAGUAAGACUCAUAGAAUUCUUUGCUGUAGGGAAAAGAAACAUAUAGAAGUUUAAGUACGUGUCCGGUGAAAUUAAAUAUUUGAUCAUGGUUUCGAUUACCAUGGUGCACGUACUAAGCAUAAAUGACUUAUUGCGCAUAUAUCUAUUUCGAGACGUACACGUGGCACAUAUUUUAUGCGCACUAACCUUUCGCGUACCUGUGGCUGUGUACAACGUGUACAACGUACAAGUGUAGUACCUACUGCUAUUUUCACACAAAACCGAUGUGUUUCCAGGAUGUCAUCGGAAGCGUAAUGCUUUCUACUCCUCGGUACUUUAUCGAAAAUUGAAAGGAACGGUACUCGUAACCGUAAACAGAGUAUCGGGCACAAAGUAUUUUUUUAUACGACUCGCGGUAUAUUUUUGACUCUGUACCUCUUGUCUAGAUAUCUCUUAAAAGUAUCGGUCCCAUCACCGAUUACGACAAUCCGAAGGGUGUAUUAACGCAAUGGCUAUGAUAGUCCAGCGUCUUUGCCAAUUCACGCUCGUCGUUUGGAGUAUCCACUUCUACGCAAAGAACACGAUGUACUCACAAGAUAUGUGUUAUAUGAGCCUUCAAAGGCCCUCUUUGUGAUAAUAUACGAAACACGUACACACGUACACACAGAAUGCGCGAUGUGACUUGUAAAAGAAAAAAAAAGCAUGUGUAUCCGUUUGCUGCUUCGUAUGUACACCUACACACGAUAAACUCAAGCAUUCGAUCGUAACAUUGAUAAUAACGUAGGAGAUACUAUUAAAAGUAGCAGGAAAAUA